AUGGCGCCACACGCAAAUGGUACUGUCAAUGGCACAAAGCCAGUCGACCAUGCCUUUAUCAAAGAUGCAAUUGACAAGUCAAACCUAAACGCCUUGCGACUUGCGUUACUUCAAGUUACUGGGGAUCCUGACUUGGCCAACAUGCGCACUCGGCGCCACGCCAUUCGGGGCGGUGCUAUGUUUGCGCACGUCCUGUCAGAAGAAGAUGUUCCGGCCCUGAAAGAGAAAGUAUUCGCCUACUUAGUGGCGCGGGCGCCGGGUGAUUGCAUCCCACCACCGCCAUCGAAGGCCGAGGCCAAAAAGCUAACCGACCUCUUCGGUGAUGAGCCCGUCCCCGAGUGCGAGUACGACUAUCACUAUGAGGAGCUGGCGUACGAGGAAUUUCCUCGAGAUGCUAAAUGGACAGACAAGAAGCCUUCGGCCGAUAAAAUCGACAAAUUCAAGGUGGUGGUUAUUGGCGGUGGUAUCAGUGGCAUCGCUGCUGCUGUACAAUUCAAGCGACUCGGAUUAAACUUCCAGGUCCUGGAGCGCCAGAGAGCUAUCGGUGGCACCUGGCUUCUCAACUCGUAUCCUGAUGCGCGGGUCGACACCUCAAGUUAUCUCUUCCAAUUUAAAUUCUUCAAGAACUACCCAUGGUCUGAGUAUUUCGCAUCUGCUGGUGAGACGCGGAAGUACCUUGAUGACGUGGUCGAACAUUACCAGAUUAGGGAUCACUUUCAAUUCAACCGCGAAGUUAUCGAAGCUGUCUGGCAUGAGGAUACGAGCGAGUGGGAGCUCACUGUGAAGCAUGCUGAUGGUCUUGAGGAGACUAUCAUCUGCAAUGCUAUCGUCAGUGGCAGCGGGCUGUUUGCCACAGCCAACCAGCCGAAUAUCAAAGGCAUCAAGGACUUCAAGGGCCCAAUUUUCCACACGUCUCAGUGGGAUAGCAGCGUUGACUACAGAAACAAGCGUGUAGCGCUCCUCGGCACAGGAUCAACGGGUACGCAGCUCGCCCCCGCCGUCGCCCGCGAGACUGAACAAUUCACCGUUUUUCAACGCACGCCCAACUGGAUCAUGAAAAUGGACGGCUACCGGUCACGAGUCGAUGACCAUGUGCGCUGGAUGUUCGCGAAUAUGCCCUAUUACUGGAAUUGGUUUUGCUAUUCGUCUCAUGUGACCUCUCAGCAACUUCAGUACAUGCAGAACAUCGACAAGGACUGGCAGGCCAAGGGCGGUAUUAUUAACGAACGUAAUGACUUGGUGCAGAAGAAUUUGACCGAGUACAUCAUGUCUAAGGCAGAGGGGGUUCCAGGUCUUCUGGAGAAGAUCCUGCCAAAACACGCCCCUCUCGUGCGACGGCUAGUCGUCGACAAUGGCUUUUACGACAUGUUACAACGCGAGAACGUGGAACUUGUCACCGAUGAGAUUGAUAAAUUCACCGUGAACGGCAUCAAGACGAAGGAUGGUGUGGAGCGGGAGUUUGACAUUGUUGUUCUUGGUACGGGGUUUAAGGUCUCCCAGUACUUCUGGCCAUGCAAGUAUGUCGGUCGAAACAAGGCAUCGAUGCAAUCCCUGUGGAGUAAAGAUGGCCCGCGGUCGCUUCUACUCGUGGGCGAAAUCUGGGCACGGUAUACGGCGCUCUGCUUCAUCCACUUACUGGAGAAUGAUAAGAGCUCGAUGGAGUGUCGCAAAGAUACCUUUGAUGAAUAUAACACUAGACUCGACGAGGCAGCCAAGGACCUAAUUUGGGAGAUGGAUGGACAUGGAUACUACGUGAAUGAAUUCGGUCGCCAGAGCGUUAACGCGCCAUGGCAUACUGCUGUCUACCAUCGUAUGGUGUCAAAACCAAACUUUGAAGACUUUGAGAUCCGAUAG
This is a messenger RNA of Penicillium maclennaniae, 1854 nucleotides long. Its product is annotated as flavin-containing monooxygenase. The coding region runs from base 1 to 1854 and encodes 617 amino acids. Lineage: Eukaryota; Fungi; Ascomycota; Eurotiomycetes; Eurotiales; Aspergillaceae. Gene Ontology annotation, molecular function: flavin adenine dinucleotide binding; N,N-dimethylaniline monooxygenase activity; NADP binding. The record is from RefSeq and is a predicted model, not a curated record. The transcript is spliced from 2 exons.